Molecule: messenger RNA, 1678 nt
Organism: Trifolium pratense (red clover)
Lineage: Eukaryota; Viridiplantae; Streptophyta; Magnoliopsida; Fabales; Fabaceae
Exons: 9
Coding region: 249-1544 (431 amino acids)
Source: RefSeq, a predicted model, not a curated record
UUUCCAUCAGCUGUUGGACUCUUCUUUCUUCACUCUCAAACCGCCGCACCACGACCGGCCAUCCCUUCUCCACCUCAAACCGCCAGCGCAGGGGGCACCACCGCCGUCAGCCAUCUCUCUCGCGCUUAGCUCACCUGUCACCCUCACUCCGUCUCUCUCACACGCAUUCCAUACUCGACUGUCCACCCCCCUCUGUCUCUCCCGCACAGAUCAUAGUUCUGCGGUUGGAUUUAAGUUGCAAGGAUUCAAUGGGUACUGAAUUUGAAACAGUUGAGGGACGAAUAAAUUCUAUGCUUCCACAACUCCAAUAUGAGCGUGGAAUCCUUGAAAGGUUGGUAUACAAGAAUAAGAAUCAGCACCGCCGUUGUUCCUAUUUCCAGCAUCUUUUGAAGGUGAGGAGGGAUUUAAGACUUCUGCAGUUGGCAAAAUUGGAGGAGCUUGUAACAUCAUGUUUCAAUGUUAUCAAAGGAGAUAGACCAAAACAGAAGAUACACCUAUUAGAGAGCUUGAAAAGGAGUUCUGCAGAAAAAAAAAGCUUGAAAAGGAGAAAAUGCAAUGAUGAAAAGCCGAAUUUUCUGGAGCGUCUUUUAGGAUCUGCACGACUACUAACAGAGAUGGUUGAACCAAUACUGAAGGCUGCAACUGAGAUAUCUGUAUUGUUCGCUCGAUCGUUUUUUAUGGGAUUGUCUGUGACAAUUAUGGCUUUGCUAGCGCGUCUACGAGUUCUGGUUCAACAAAUAUUACUCGAUGUUGUUUAUUUGUUCAACACGGUUUCUUCCCUGUCUAAAAAGAAGCAAUCAGUAAAAAUAACUCAUGAUGGAAUAGAGGUUUUUAGAGAGUUCUACCCUAUUAGUGAUGAUGAUGAUGAUGAUUAUGUUACAUUAGAGUGUGUCUGGAAAUCAGAUAAGUAUAUAUUACAUGAGAGGAAGCAUAAAUAUAAAAGGGAGAAUGAAAGUCAAGGUGAAGACUCCGGUGAAAAUCUUUCUGUUCAAGCAUCAGGUGUCAACUAUAACACUAUCGAGUCUAUUCUUGGGGAUGACGAACUUGACCCAGAGAGAGUUGAAAAAGAUGCUGCAGCUGAACAAGAUUCUUCUCAUGUCAAGAAUAUGAAUACUGAUUUGUUGCCAGGUUUGUUGCAAAUCGAUGAAGUUAAAGAGACUGUGUUUAGUAGUAUUAAGGAAGAAGGAGGAAAUUGUUCUACCACAAAAGAGACCGUGUUUAGUAGUGAGGAACGAGGAGAAAGUCGUUCUACCACAAAAGCCUCUCUCUGCGAAUCUGCACCAGAAGCUGACUUGCAUGUAUUAUCACAAUCUUCAACCAGUGGCAAGCUUCAUUCCAGUUCGAAGAAAGUGGCGUUUGUGUCAAUAAAGAAUCCUAAAUUAGCACCUCAAAGUGUGCAAAGUAGUAUUUCUGUGUUAACUAGCGAUGCUAAGGCUAAAGCAUUCCAUUUCAUGGGAAAUGAAAGUGAUCAAACAAAAGAUGACAAAGGGGAUUCUCUUGCUAGUAUAUUUACUAAUGUAAAUUCAAAGGAUAGUCUUUUUUAACUGCUGAUGUUUUCAAAUGCAAAGAACAUUGAAAAUGUCUCGAUUCUUAUGAUGAAUCUUUCAGCGGUUACAUUACAGUAGAAAAACUUGAUUUAAUAUGAAAAGUCAUUCAAUGGCUUGUGUUUUGAAGGUAA